Molecule: messenger RNA, 1779 nt
Organism: Frankliniella occidentalis (western flower thrips)
Lineage: Eukaryota; Metazoa; Arthropoda; Insecta; Thysanoptera; Thripidae
Exons: 2
Coding region: 27-1310 (427 amino acids)
Cellular component (GO): extracellular matrix
Source: RefSeq, a predicted model, not a curated record
UCUCUUCUUGCCGGUUUACCAGCGACAUGGCAGUGGCCCAGAGAGUCGCCAUCGCCGCGCUCGUGGGCGCAUGCCUGCUGCUGUCCGGGGCUCUGGGCGACUACGCUCCCUCCCCCGUGCAGUACGCCCAGCCCAGGGGCAUCACCUACACCACCACGCACGCCGCACCAGGAUACGCCACCAGGGCUACAGCCCCCGUCUUCGCCUACCAAAGGGCACAGGCCUCCUACGCCGCGCACCCCCAGCCCGCCCAACAUGAAGCGCCCUACAACCCAAACGCACCGGUGGCUUACCCAACGGAGCAAAGCGGGACGCCCUACGAGAACCCCCAGCUCCCUGCCUACCGCAAGGCCGUCUACGAGGAACAUCCACAAGAAGAGCCCGCACUCUCCAAGGCGCGCCCUGUACCGGCCUACGACCCGCACCUCCAGGCAACGAACGAACCACUCGCCUACUCAGGCCACGCGUACCCAAAGAACGUGCCCGUCGCCUACCCCGUCCCCAAGCACGCACCCGCCGUGUACCGGGCGCCUCCGUAUUCACAAGCCCAUCCUAGGCAGCCCAACGCCCACCACCCCUCCGAACCACAGCGCUUCCAGCAAGCAGUCCUCGUCAACCCCGGAUCCCUUGGCUACAGCGCGCCACGGUACAGCACGCAUGAAACGCGCCCGUCUGUCGGAGGACCGAGGGUUGCCGCCCCGUCUGCAGGCUACACGCCUUACCACGGGGUGGCCGACGCACCGGCACCCGCGGCGGGCCCAGUCGCUAUGCACACCACCGUCCCGGACUACGCGCCGGUCAAGCACGCCACUCCCGUGGACUACAGCCCGGUAAAGCACACCAGUCCCGUGAACUAUGCCCCGGUCAAGCACGCCGCCGUCGAAGACUACACGCCGGUCAGGCACGCCGCCGUCGAGGACUACCCUUCGGCGCCGGCAAAGUACGAGUACGCGUACGACAUCCACGACGAAGUGACGGGCGACAUCCACAGCCAGCACGAGAGCCGAGACGGCGACGUGGUGCACGGCAGCUACUCGCUGCUCGACCCGGACGGCACUCGCCGCACGGUCGAGUACACGGCCGACGCCCAGCACGGCUUCAACGCCGUCGUUCACCGGGAGCCCGCCGCCGGGCACAGGCACGCCACCCCGGGUCGCGCGCUGAACCACGUCUCGGCGCCCUACGCCAAGGUGGCCGCCGCCGUGCAGCCUCCGGCGUACGUCGGUCAGCGCGUGGACCACGCAGCGCACAGGACAGGGUACGUCGCGGCCACGGCGCGAGCAUCCCCUGCACGGGCCUACCAGCGUUAGAGGAGCCACGUUGGGGUCGUACCGGAGUACAUAGGAUAGAUACCGUGCCCUUGACACAGAAUCUGUGUAAGUAUAAGAAUCUGUUGCAAGCAGUCUAAAAAUGUACGGCAUUUACGGUACCGCCAGAAUUCCCACUGGGAAUUGGUUCAGUUUUCGUUUUUCCGGAACUGUUUUUUUUUUUUUUUUAUUUGUGGUCCCGAAAACGUCUUAUUCAGAUCUCAAUGGCUAGCCGUCAGAACGAUUCACGGGAGAGAACGCCCCACCCAUUUCUCAUAUUGCUUCAUCCAUUUGUAUUUAUUGCAUUCAUUGUACGCUAAUAAACACUACAAAACGUCUGCUGUCCGUCAGUCACUGUAACAGUCAGCGAGGGCCGCGGCCCACGGCCCCCUUCCCCUGCACCUCUGGGCCUCCUCUGAAAGCGCAGUUGUCCUCCUUGCACUCACGGCGGCAUGAACCCACGCUGGCGGGA